GUAUCGAAUAAAAAUCAGAUUGGAGAUUUUGGUUUCAAUAAAUUUAAUGUCUAUUCAAAAAAUAUUUCAAUUUCUAAAGCUAUGCUCCUCGAUCCUAGAAAGAAAGAUAUUUGAAACCAGUGGUGCAGAACGAGCAAGACAGUGUUAAAAAUAUCGGUUACCGAGGCAACCGGUAAACAUAACAUGCCCCAGGACACGAAAGAAGUGCGUUUCAAAUUUUUCACCUUGUUUGCCCUGCUCGGUGGUGCGGAACAGUACCUAUCUUCUCGUGAUAGUACUGUAGUUCUGAUAAUUGCAUAUCACUAACAAAUGAAAUAAAAUUAGUGAAUUUAGUGAAAUAAAAUGUUUCGUAGUGCGAUUUUGAGAACGAUAAUUAUCGUUUAUUGUGAGAUGUGAAGUGUUCGUUUAUGCAAGUUGGAUACCACUUAUGCCAGCAUAACUAUGUCGUUCUCCGUGGGUUGGCCUCAAUUUGAAUGGGCAUAAUUGACCCCUGAGUUGCGAAUUGAACCGUCGAAUGAGAAACGCAGUUAAUGAACGCCGUGGAGAAUCGAUGGACUGUGUUGAAAAUGUGAUCGAAACCGGCGACUUCUAACCACCAGGAGACGAGAAACAGGCGAUGAAUAUUAAUGAGCCUCACAACAGUUGGGGCCUCAGUGAUAUUGAACCUAUGGUAGAACUGGAGAAGACUACGACACCGAAUAAAGUUACUGUCAGGGCGCGGUAAAAUAUUAUUAUCCUUACACAUGGAAACAAACCGUAGCCGGGGGUUACGAUCCGUGGCACAGGUGAACUCUAGGGUGAAGUGUUGAAUUUAUGCCUAAUGUGAUGCAAAACGGUGAAGGGGAAAAACUAGCAAGUUUGUGACAUGGGACAAGGAAAUGUGUUUGUUUGUUUAGUGCCCUAUUGCGGCACGGGGAAUGCAGUGCUCGAAGAAAGUCCUUAGCCAGUGAAUUUAAGGAGACACGCCAGCUGCAGCGAAACCGCAACCACAACCAUGAAUCGAUACCUGACGUUGAGCCAACUGGGGGACGGUACAUACGGUACCGUCGUCCUUGGUCAACGCAAAGACACCGGCGAGAAGGUCGCCAUCAAGCGCAUGAAACGGAAGUACUACUCCUGGGAGGAAGCCAUGAAUCUUCGGGAGGUUAAGUCGCUGAAGAAACUUUCCCAUGCCAACGUGGUCAAGCUGAAGGAGGUCAUCCGCGAGAACGAUGUGCUCUACUUUGUGUUCGAGUACAUGCAGGAGAACCUCUACCAGCUAAUCAAAGAUCGCGAAACUCACUUCCCCGAGGCAACGAUAAGACUGAUCCUGCAGCAAAUCCUCACCGGGCUGGCGUUCAUGCAUCGGCACGGCUUUUUCCACCGGGAUCUCAAGCCGGAGAAUGUGCUCUGCUGUGGGCCGGAGCUGGUAAAAAUAGCCGACUUUGGUUUGGCGCGGGAAAUCAGAUCGCGUCCGCCGUACACCGAUUAUGUUUCGACGCGAUGGUAUCGUGCUCCAGAAGUUUUACUGCACUCAACACGCUAUGGCAGCGCGAUUGAUCUGUGGGCGGUGGGGUGUAUUAUGGCGGAGCUGUACACAUUCCGGCCGUUGUUUCCUGGUUCGAGUGAGGUGGAUCAGCUGUUCAAAAUAUGUUCGGUUUUGGGAACUCCGGAUAAGAAUGACUGGCCUGAUGGACACAAGCUGGCCACCACAAUCCAGUUCCGCUUUCCUGAGUGUCCAAAAAUACCACUGGAAUCCCUGGUGACACGAGCCAGCUCAUCGGGGAUUCAGUUGCUAGAAGACUUCCUCCAAUGGGAACCGGAGAAGCGCCCGACUGCCCAGCAAUCUCUCAAAUAUCCAUACUAUGCCGCAGUAAAGCAGAGAACUUCUGCGACCAUUGUGAACAAUGGCAACAUACAGCUGCCGCAGAUACAACAAAAUGGAAACAGCAUCCCCAGCGCAAGGAUAUCAAUCGUAGAUGCAACGCAACUGGAUAAUGGUGGUAUUACGAGCCGGUUCAGUGUGAAUCCUAAUAAUGCUUCUAUCACUAACGGAAACAUCAAUGGAAGUAUCUACAAAUCAAUCAGUAACAGUGAUCUUAAUGAUAUCAACUCUUUGCUGAGUCUCUCAAGAAUAUCCAAGAAUCCGGCGGUGUUGGAAAAACGUCCAUCGCUAGAUAAUGGGAAACUCAACGACAGCGCUAAAAGUAAUAGCAAGUUCAAAAGUGGAAUAAAUUAUAGUGUGCUCAACGAAAUGCUAAACAACUACAAUUUGGGGAUGAAUGGUACUCACAACCAUGAUAACCCCCACCAAGGUCGGCUUAAUCGGAACAAUAGCAUUACGAAAUCGAUUACCGAUCGAAGCGAUAGUGGAGUGAACGAUAAUAGUAGCUCGGUAACGAGUUAUUCAAUCAUUAAGCCAGCCGUAGUGAAAAUCGAUGAAAAGCCUACGGAAGUUUACGUGGGGGGUCGCAUAGGCGGCGAAAAAGUGAACGAUAUUUACGUGACGAGAAACUCGGGGCAAGGAGGGAAAAUUGUGGCAAACAGGGCGGCGGAUAGUGAUGAUUCAAGUUACUUCAAUAAUGGAUUCUACCUACACAAACGAAAUAGCAAUUCAAAAAAUGACUUAUUCAACGAAAGUUUUCUCAGCGAUGCGAAGGUGUACAACGCAUUUUCCAAGCAGCCUGUUCUACUGACAAGAAAAACUGACGAAGAGAUAAAAGUGAAAAAUACAAAGAAUCCACCCCUGAAUCGAGGGAUUCAGAGCCAUUUUAGUAGAAGUUGGGAGCCCGUGAAGAGCAGUAGUUUUGAUGAUGAUUUGGAAGAAAUUCUAGGAAGUCGGAUAAAGUCAACAAAGAAAUCCGGCACCGAAUUCAAGUUGGAAGAUCUGUUCGGUACGGUUUCGUUCGGAAAAGAUGCCAAGAACUCCAAAUACCCGAACACGGUACCCUUUGCCAAAGGUACGAUGAAGAAUGGAGAUGCGUUGACGGACAUUUUUGACAAUUCGAGCUCGAAACCGUCGCACUCUAGCGCGAAUAUAGUUCCUCGGCGAAAAAAUCAACAGGUGUUCGUUUCAAACGGAAGCUUCCCCGCCGGCAAGGAUUUCAAUGGCGGUAAUGCUUCAUUCAAGCUAUUCCCCUGGGAAGAUACUCCUCGCAAUGCACCGGAACUAAAGCAGCAGUGGGUCCCCGACAGUGGGGUGCUAACCUACGUCGGUCCCAGUGGAGAUGGGAAAGGACGACCCGAUUGGGCAGCCAAAUAUCUUAGCAAAUAGAAGUACAUUUUAUAAAAAAAAACAGAGUAAUAUGGCAUUGUUGUUUUGGUUGCCGUUUAGAUUCGCAAUAUGUUCACCAGAGAUGUUAACUGUAAUGUUAAACUAGAGAGAGAGAAAAUCAAAACUACAAAUCUGUGAUAGAUCAGUGCAUCGCUUAGAUUGGUUAUAUUUUAGCAUGUAUGGUUUAACGCCCUGAAAAAUUAAAGAUAGUUGAGCGAGGUGAAUAGUUCUAGUGUACAGUUAAUCGAUGUAGUUGAAAAUAAACUAAUAUGAUGCGAAAGCAAUGU
Armigeres subalbatus is the source of this 3540-nucleotide messenger RNA. RefSeq names its product probable serine/threonine-protein kinase DDB_G0268078. The coding region runs from base 995 to 3253 and encodes 752 amino acids. The record is from RefSeq and is a predicted model, not a curated record. The transcript is spliced from 8 exons. Gene Ontology annotation, biological process: protein phosphorylation; intracellular signal transduction; cilium assembly. Gene Ontology annotation, cellular component: cilium; cytoplasm; nucleus. Gene Ontology annotation, molecular function: ATP binding; protein serine/threonine kinase activity. NCBI's taxonomy places the organism in Eukaryota, Metazoa, Arthropoda, Insecta, Diptera, Culicidae.